GGCAGCGAUCGGCACCAUGGAGAGCAGCGUGGUGCACAUCUUCAAAGAGGACAGGUGUCCCUCGGAGGACUGUUUUCCAAACUUCACCGAUCUACCCGGCUCCUCAGACGUCUUCAACUACACCUCCAACGGCACCUGGGACGCUGAACCCGAGCCCAUGUCGCCCAUCAUCCCCAUCAUAGUCGCGUUGUACUCCGUGGUGUUUGUGGUGGGCUUGGCGGGCAAUUGUUUGGUGAUGUAUGUCAUCAUCAGGUGAGUUUUCCUCUCUGAUAUAUGUCCGUUAUUCAAGUCAUGCCAAAAGCAAUGCGAGUUGCACGCAAAUUCACAUUAACUGCUCAAUUCAUAUGGCAAUAACUUUUUUUUUUUUUUUGGAUCAAUUGCAUCCUCUUAUCAUAAGAACUAAUCUGAUUUUAAGGGAAACAGUUACAUCUU
Molecule: messenger RNA, 432 nt
Organism: Notothenia coriiceps (black rockcod)
Lineage: Eukaryota; Metazoa; Chordata; Actinopteri; Perciformes; Nototheniidae
Product: kappa-type opioid receptor-like
Exons: 1
Coding region: 17-256 (79 amino acids)
Source: RefSeq, a predicted model, not a curated record